This is a messenger RNA of Pieris brassicae (large cabbage white), 1061 nucleotides long. RefSeq names its product larval cuticle protein LCP-17-like. Bases 51 to 344 code for a protein of 97 amino acids. The record is from RefSeq and is a predicted model, not a curated record. Gene Ontology annotation, molecular function: structural constituent of chitin-based larval cuticle. Lineage: Eukaryota; Metazoa; Arthropoda; Insecta; Lepidoptera; Pieridae. Gene Ontology annotation, cellular component: chitin-based extracellular matrix. The transcript is spliced from 4 exons.
ACAAAUAUAGAACUUGACGAAGGAGGGUUAGUGUUGUGCUAAUUAUCACUAUGAAGGUUUUAUUUGCUUUGUUAAUGUUGACUGUAGUGACGCAAUGCCAGGAAGAAGUGAUAUUACGAAACGAUUUUGACAGUCCAGGUCCAGAUGGAACCUACCGAUGGGCGUUUCAGACAGAUGGUGGUAUAUACCACGAGCAGCGAGGGUCUCUCCAGCCAGCUGCCUCAGGAGUACCAGCUCUGGUUGUAGAAGGGCAGUACCAGUACACCGCUCCAGAUGCACAGUUGAUCCACGUAUUCUACCGAGCAGAUGAAAAUGGAUUCCAGCCAAAACUUAUUAAGCAAUGAUAGAUAACCGCCAUUUUUUGCAUCUGUGUAACUUUAGUUUGUUCUUUAUGUCAAAUGUCAAAAUGAAAGUCUGUAACCGUUUGAUUUCCAUAAAAACCGGUUCAUUAUUAUUUUGCUAUGUGAUAAUUAUCAUUAUUUAACUACAACCUGUAUCGCGGUACAUUGAAUAAAAGUAAUAAAAAACCUUCCAAGAGUAUUUAUAGGGAAUAUGGUUGUCCCUCCACAACUCAAAGACUACUUAUCGAAUGUUAAUCUUGCAACUGUAAUUAAAAUCGAGCGAUCGAUCGAAGCUUUGUAUGGCUUUUAGUUUUCAGGAAAUUUGUGAACCAAUAAUUGCAAAAUUUAGCACAUAUAGCUGGCAGGCUAAAUUGAAAUAUAACAUAUAUUGUACAAUGUACCGCGAUACAGGUUGUAGUUAAAUAAUGAUAAUUAUCACAUAGCAAAAUAAUAAUGAACCGGGUUUUAUAGUUCAAAUAUUGUCAAAUUCCAACUAUAGAUCAGUUACAAAUGCAGUUUUAAGCGCAAUACCGUGGAUAGAUUGUCUUUAAAUGAUUUGAUAUAAAAUGUAUUUACAUUAUAAAAUAUAUCUAAUAUUUUAUUGAAAUUGUAUGGCAAAGUAAUAUUUCCGCUUGUGAUGUCCAUACAAAUUGCAUGGGAGAACGGGUUUGGGGCCCCAGUACAAAAAAUAGCUAUAAUUGUUGUUAAGAAAUAAAUAUA